AUGUUUGACGACGAUGCAGAUGCGUCCUUUGACGUCUUCACUGCACAGCCAAACGCACCCACGAAACAACGCUCCAACAAUCGUGGCGAGAAGCGUGCUAGCCAGGGCGCGUCUACCUCUGCCAUCGAGCCAACGACAGAGACCUCCAAGAAACGUCCGAGACUCGAUGCAAGCGUACAUACACGAGCGGAAGAAGUCAAAGUGACCGAUGCCUUUGAUCAGGAAGCAGCACGCAAUGUUGCGCCUGUUGGCGGUGAUGCAGCGUCAGGGGAUGCACCGCUCGUCUUGAAGCAUCAAGUCAGGCAUCAAGUUGCCUUGCCGCCGGAUUAUCCCUACAUCCCCAUCUCACAGCAUCAAAAGCCAGAACACCCGGCAAAGGAGUAUCCCUUCACGCUUGACCCGUUCCAAGCAACCGCCAUUGCGAGUAUUCAACGCAAUGAAUCAGUCCUCGUGAGUGCGCAUACGUCUGCUGGAAAGACAGUGGUGGCAGAGUAUGCCAUUGCGCAAUCACUCAUGAACAAGCAGCGUGUCAUCUAUACCUCACCCAUCAAAGCCCUCUCCAAUCAAAAAUACAGGGAGUUGCUUGAAGAGUUUGGCGAUGUGGGUUUGAUGACGGGCGAUGUCACCAUCAAUCCAACAGCAUCGUGUCUCGUCAUGACAACCGAAAUUCUCCGGUCCAUGCUCUAUCGCGGUUCAGAAAUCAUGCGCGAAGUGGCGUGGGUCAUUUUCGAUGAAAUCCACUACAUGAGAGACAAAGAGCGGGGUGUUGUGUGGGAGGAGACCAUCAUUCUACUGCCAGACAAGGUACACUAUGUCUUCCUCUCCGCCACCAUACCCAAUGCCAUGCAAUUCGCGGAAUGGAUCGUCAAGACGCACUCUCAACCGUGCCAUGUCGUUUACACAGAUUUCAGGCCCACACCCUUGCAACACUACCUCUUCCCAGCCGGUGGCGACGGUAUCCACCUCGUCGUUGAUGAAAAAUCACACUUUCGCGAAGACAACUUUCAAAAAGCCAUGGGCGCAUUGGUGGAAGGUAUGGGAGAUGACCCCGCAGCCAUGCCAGCCAACAAGAAGAAUGCGAAGAAGGGCAAAACAGGCAAAGGCGGCGUCAAGGGACCUAGCGAUAUCUACAAGAUUGUCAAGAUGAUCAUGGUCAAAAACUACAACCCCGUCAUUGUCUUUUCCUUUAGCAAGCGGGAGUGUGAGUCGCUCGCCUUGCAGAUGAGUAAGCUCGACAUGUCUGACGACACGGAACGCGAUGCCAUUUCGAAAAUCUUUACCAAUGCCAUGAACUCACUCGGUGAGGCGGAUCGCAAGUUGCCACAAAUUGAGCAUAUCCUGCCGCUCCUUCGACGAGGUAUUGGCAUUCACCACUCGGGUCUCUUGCCAAUCCUCAAAGAAGUCAUUGAGAUUUUGUUCCAGGAAGGCUUCAUCAAGGUCCUCUUUGCAACGGAAACCUUCUCCAUUGGUCUCAACAUGCCUGCCAAAACGGUCGUCUUUACCGAUGUCCGCAAAUUCGAUGGCAAGAGUUUCCGUUGGGUCAGUUCAGGAGAGUACAUCCAGAUGUCUGGUCGUGCAGGUCGUCGCGGACUGGAUGAUCGAGGUAUUGUGAUUCUCAUGAUUGAUGAAAAGAUGGAACCACCCGUUGCAAAGAAUAUGCUGAAAGGUGCAGCAGAUCGUCUCGAUUCUGCCUUUCACCUCUCAUACAAUAUGAUCCUCAAUCUCAUGCGCGUGGAAGGCAUCAGCCCAGAGUUUAUGCUCGAGCGCUGCUUCUUCCAAUUCCAAAGCAACAGCUCCGUUCCCGAGAUGGAGCGUGACAUUGUCAAGCUCAAUGCAGAGAUUUCCGACUUGCAAAUUGAAGAUGAGCAGACGAUUGCAGAGUACUAUGAACUGAAGAGCAAGCUCGGCGGAUACGCAGAAGAUAUGAGGCUCGUUAUGAAUCACCCAUCCAAUGCACUACCCUUCUUGCAACCCGGUAGACUCAUCAAAAUCAAGCAUGCCGGGCACGAUUUCGGCUGGGGUUGUGUCGUCAACUUUCAAAAACGCACCAAUCCCAAGGGCGUCUCGGCGCCGUUCUCACCAGAAGAGAGUUAUCUGGUGGACACCCUACUUUGGAUCACACAAGACUCAUCACGCUCACAAAAGAAGGGCGUUGAAGAUGAUAUUCGGCCUGCAAUCGGCGAUGCACCCGGAAAGAUGGACGUUGUGCCUGUUGCCUUGAGUGCAAUUCACGGCAUUGCGCACAUUCGCAUCCACCUACCAAAAGACUUGCGCAGCGCAGAUCAGCGGCGUACCGUCCACAAGUCCAUUGCUGAAGUACAACGACGAUUUCCUGAUGGCAUUGCGCUGCUUGAUCCGAUUGAGAAUAUGAAGAUUGCCGAUGAUGCCUUCAAGAAGCUCAUUCGAAAGACGGAAGUCCUCGAGGCAAAACUCUUUUCAAAUGCACUGCAUCACUCACCCAGGCUCACCUCACUCUAUGAUCAGUACGCUCAUAAAGUGGCCCUCCAGACUCAAGUCUCUACGCUGCAGCGCAAUAUUGCAGCAGCGCACUCUGUCAUGCAGCUCGAUGAGCUCAAGUGUCGCAAGCGUGUCUUGCGUCGACUCGGCUUCACAACGCAAGAAGACGUCAUUCAAAUGAAGGGCCGCGUUGCUUGUGAGAUUUCAACAGGCGACGAACUCUUGCUCACUGAAAUGAUCUUCAAUGGUGUCUUUAACGACCUGACGCCCGAGCAAUGCGCGUCGCUUCUCUCUUGCUUUGUCUUUCAGGAAAAGAGUGAGGAAGUGCCCAAGCUUCGAGAUGAAUUGGCGGGACCCCUUCGCAUCAUGCAGGAAACGGCGCGCAAGAUUGCAAAAGUCUCACAAGAGAGUAAGCUUGCCAUUGUGGAAGACGAGUAUGUCCAGAGCUUCAAGCCGGCACUCAUGGAUGUUGUCUUUGCGUGGUCCCAGGGCAAGUCAUUUGCGCACAUCUGCAAAAUGACAGACGUGUAUGAGGGCUCUCUGAUUCGUGCUUUUAGGAGACUCGAGGAGCUGCUACGGCAGAUGGUCUCUGCCUACGAUGCCAUUGGCAAUGAAGAAAUGAGCAAAAAGAUGGAAGCUGCCAUCAAGACGCUGACACGAGACAUCAUCUUUGCAAACUCCCUGUACCUAUGA
Protomyces lactucae-debilis is the source of this 3150-nucleotide messenger RNA. Its product is annotated as rRNA-processing arch domain-containing protein. Gene Ontology annotation, molecular function: ATP binding; RNA binding; RNA helicase activity. Gene Ontology annotation, cellular component: nucleus. Gene Ontology annotation, biological process: RNA catabolic process; maturation of 5.8S rRNA. NCBI's taxonomy places the organism in Eukaryota, Fungi, Ascomycota, Taphrinomycetes, Taphrinales, Protomycetaceae. The transcript has a single exon. The record is from RefSeq and is a predicted model, not a curated record. The coding region runs from base 1 to 3150 and encodes 1049 amino acids.